This is a messenger RNA of Haliotis rufescens (red abalone), 5604 nucleotides long. RefSeq names its product CAAX prenyl protease 2-like. Gene Ontology annotation, molecular function: metalloendopeptidase activity. NCBI's taxonomy places the organism in Eukaryota, Metazoa, Mollusca, Gastropoda, Lepetellida, Haliotidae. The record is from RefSeq and is a predicted model, not a curated record. Gene Ontology annotation, biological process: CAAX-box protein processing. Bases 19 to 885 code for a protein of 288 amino acids. Gene Ontology annotation, cellular component: endoplasmic reticulum membrane. The transcript is spliced from 9 exons.
CGUGGAGAAUGUUGAAAGAUGGCGGGUAUUGUGUUCGCGCUCGCAGCAUGGCAGGCGGUGUUACUUUGUCUGUUGUUUGCAGUCAUGUAUGUUGGCAGUCUAUAUGUGUGGACAGCCACGGUGACCAAAGACAGAGAUCACCCAGACACAAUCAAGCGGCGGUUCAUCAGUGUCGGGAUUAUCUCCCUUCUUGUACCACCCAUGCUGUGGAUCUUCAGUGAAUACCAGGAAUCAGACCAGGGACAUGGCCUACUUUCCUGGCUGGGAAUUCGAUUCUGGGGAUUUCUGCCGGCUCUCUUUGUUCCGCUGAUACUCACAAUGGUGCUGUUCAUGGGGCCCCUGGCUCUGCACUACAUAGACGGCGUGUUCCGACUGUACCUGGAACCGCGGUACUGGACCAACAGUCUGAGCAACCUCAUCUGGAUUCGCAACCACAUCGUCGCACCGUUCUCUGAGGAGUUCAUAUUCCGAGCAUGCAUGCUGCCAAUCCUGGUGCCAGCAUUUGGUCCAGGGACCAGCAUCUUCCUCUGUCCAUUAUUCUUCGGAGUCGCCCAUUUUCACCACAUGAUAGAAAAGGUCAUUCAGGGUCAACAGGAAGUCCUGGAGGCAUUUAAACAAUCAGUGUUCCAGUUAUUCUAUACAACCAUCUUUGGGGCGUACUCGGCGUUCCUCUUCCUCAGAACAGGUCACCUGAUGGCGCCGGUCAUUGCUCACGCCUUCUGUAACCACAUGGGCUUCCCGGCCUUCAGCGAGGUGAUGGGCUACCAGAAGCCCACCCGCACCAAACUCGUCACCUUCUUCGUCAUGGGCAUGCUGCUGUGGAUGGUGGUGUUGUACCCAAUGACGUCGCCGUGGCUGUACGCUAAUGCUGUGUACAGCGUGUAAAUGAUACCUCUCUGCUACUGCACUGCCAAGUGGCGACUGAGUGAGGAGAGAGGAAGUCUUGCAGCAUGUGGGGGUGAGACCCACUCUGUGUCUGGUGUCUGCAUGGAUGUUGGAGAAACAUCGCUACCAUAACUGUCUCCAUCACCAGGGCGUGUGCAAUAUCCACCUGGCUUGCUGGACACCGGGUGUCAUGUAACCAUGGCAACAGUUGACCUCAUCACCUGCCAGGGAUUUAUCCAGGACUCCCAUUUAUCCUGUACUGAUUUCUGUUAACAUUAUUUUCCCCCGCCACAAAGUGGAAGGGGGAUAUAGGAAUGGGUGCUGUCCUUCCGCCCUUCCGUCCUUCACGUUUCAUUUCCAGAGCAGAACUAAAAAACCAUGCGAGUUAUCUUAACCAAACUUGGCACAUAGGUAGGUCUUGUGGUGAAUUGGUGCCUUUUGAUAGUUUGGGAUUUUGGAAAAAAAAUAUUUUUAGAGUUUCCAACGACUUUGAUUUAGACUGAAAAUGGUGGAAUUGGCAGGGGCCUGUUGAAAUUAUGUUAAACAAACUGGGGAAAUAGUCUGAUGUGUUGAGGCCACAAAGGACAUGGUGAUGUACGGACCAUGUCUCCCACAGGAUCCGCAUCAUUUAUGAAAUGAACAAAACCUCCCGACAUUGUCAUGAAAGUCAUCAGAUGUGUUGAUGGAAAUAUAUAAGAAUUAAACUUUGCUUUUUUUCAACAUUGUGCAACACUUGCAUGGUUCAACUUAACCCUAAAUAUAUAGGUAAGGCUAAAAUAUGCCCUAAAGAUUGAUAUUAAUACUUGAACAUCAGCAGAUGUCCUUAGAGAUGAUGAUACAGUCAGUACAACCAUAUGGCAUUCAGCUCAGCCAGGGCCACAGACUUGCUCAUGAUAAGAUGUCCUCCUCAAGUUGGAAACAUCGUUUUUUCACACUAAUUCGAGUCAUAUUUAUAUAUUGGAUCUUGUGAGAAGUCCAAAACGUGCAAGUAUUAGAAAUAAGAAAGCCUAGUCAUCACCCAUUUGAACCUGUAUGAUACUUUUCCUACCACUAUCUUCAAUUUUACAAUUUGACAUUUGUGCUCGGCCAAAGAGGUUGCUUACCCUACCAUGUUCUUUUGAGGAAUAGUUCUCCUAACUGAUAGGGAAGUCAUUUUAAGAUAUUUGUAAUUUUAUGAAUUGUUCCAAAGACUGAAAUAUGGGUCGUUGUUGAGCCUAGGUAAAUCUUUUGCUUUUGUCACUGUUGACCUCAUGUCAAGCAUUACUGUUGACUUUGUCACAUGUGACUUGACCUUGACACGUAUGACUGUUGACCUCGACAUGUGUCACUGUUGACCUCAUGUCAAGCAUUACUGCUGACUUUGUCACAUGUGACUUGACCUUGACACGUAUGACUGUUGACCUUGACAUGUGUCACUGUUGACCUUGACAUGUGUCACUGUUAACCUUAUGUCAUGCAUUACUGUUGACUUUGUCACAUGUGACUGUUGACCUUGAAACGUGUGACUGUUGACCUUGUCACGUGUGACUGUUGACCUCAUGCCAUGUGUGACUCGACCAGCGCUCUACCAAGUCAGGGUGGACAAAUGGUCAUGUUGGUGUGUCAAGUCAUGCGAGACCCUUGUGCCUUACACAAAGUAAAUGUGUGUCGAUGUGUGUGUUGUGAAUGUUAGUACAUGAAUGAGUGCCCAUGAUUGACCAUCUGGGAAGGUAUGUCCAUGAUUGUAUUGCAGAUAACAUGUACCUAUGAUUGAAUGUCCAUGAAUAUGUGUCCAUGAUUGCCUGUUCGUGAAUGUGUCUAUGAAUGGGUGUGGAUUGUGUGACUGGUGCAUGACAAUAUCAUGGCUGUGUACAUGUGUCGUGAGACAAGUGUUCAGUGUUUCUUGGUCUUGCGUGCAGUUGUCAUGGUUACUGUUUAAGCUGAUCCAGAUGAAACGUGUGACAGAGGAGUGCAUCUAACCAUCUUAUGACAGUCAACAGGUUGGAAGAGUUUGCAUCAAUGUGUAUGUUACCGGCAUUAUCAGGGACAACAUUUACCAUUCUUCCAGGGACCUACUGACUCCUACCACUUCGAAAGCCAUCAGAAUAAUUCUGUCAGAGAUCCAGCAGAAUUAGUCGGCCAUUGUCAUUCCACACACAAUGGUUCUGCCAUCAUCUCAGAUCAGUGUUUUGUCUCCAAUAUUUAAAUCAUGCAGAAAUAGAUUGAUGUGAAAUUAUUCAUCUUGUUAAUUAGAAUAUCUACAUUCCAGUUUUUCAUUUCUCAGUUGAUUGUUACCCAUUAAUUGCCAAACAUGUUUCUUUGAGCAGCAUUCCUGAUCCUGACAUCUUGUUUCCUUGUGGCCAUGUCCUGUUUGAUCCUGCGUGUCAUCAUGGGGGCACAUGACAUGAUUAAGUCCCCAAUGUCUGUUUGUGAAUGGUUAUGUUUGGAGGACAAACACAGUUUUCAGUUAUGUGUUAGCAAUGUGUGAUUGUAGUCGGAACAGAUGUUGUGUUGUCACAAUCUUUCCUAUAUAUUUGUUUAAAACAAAAUCCCUUAUGGCAAAGUUUUUUUGUACGGAAGUAUUUAUGAAGUUGUAUUUUGUUUGCUACGGGACAUUGAGCUGUAGGAUGACUCUGCAGAUCAGUUGCAACUACAGUUUGUGCCAAACACAGACACAAAGAUAGUAUGUGAGUUCCGUUCAGCUGAAAGCGAGGCACAGACGCAGUACGUGAGUUCCGCUCAGCUGAAAGCCAGGCAGUGACGCAGUACGUGAGUUCCGCUCAGCUGAAAGCCAGGCACAGACGCAGUACGUGAGUUCCCCUCAACUGAAAGCCAGGCACAGACGCAGUACGUGAGUUCCGCUCAGCUGAAAGCCAGGCACAGACGCAGUACGUGGGUUCCGCUCAACUGAAAGCCAGGCACAGACGCAGUACGUGAGUUCCGCUCAACUGAAAGCCAGGCACAGACGCAGUACGUGAGUUCCGCUCAACUGAAAGCCAGGCACAGACGCAGUACGUGAGUUCCGCUCAACUGAAAGCCAGGCACAGACGCAGUACGUGAGUUCCGCUCAACUGAAAGCCAGGCACAGACGCAGUACGUGAGUUCCGCUCAGCUGAAAGCCAGGCACAGACGCAGUACGUGAGUUCCGCUCAACUGAAAGCCAGGCACAGACGCAGUACGUGAGCUCCGCUCAGCUGAAAGCCAGGCACAGACGCAUUACGUGAGUUCCGCUCAACUGAAAGCCAGGCACAGACGCAGUACGUGAGUUCCGCUCAGCUGAAAGCCAGGCACAGACGCAGUAAGUGAGUUCCGCUCAACUGAAAGCCAGGCACAGACGCAGUACGUGAGUUCCGCUCAGCUGAAAGCCAGGCACAGACGCAGUACGUGAGUUCCGCUCAACUGAAAGCCAGGCACAGACGCAGUACGUGGGUUCCGCUCAGCUGAAAGCCAGGCACAGACGCAGUACGUGAGUUCCGCUCAGCUGAAAGCCAGGCACAGACACAGUACGCUUUCUGCUCAACUGAAAGCCAGGCACAGACGCAGUACGUGAGUUCCGCUCAACUGAAAGCCAGGCACAGACGCAGUACGUGAGUUCCGCUCAGCUGAAAGCCAGGCACAGACGCAGUACGUGAGUUCCGCUCAGCUGAAAGCCAGGCACAGACGCAGUACGUGAGUUCCGCUCAGCUGAAAACCAGGCACAAAGUGAGAUCCGGUGUCUGGGCUAGUUGUCAACGUGGUUGUCAAUAUGUAAAUAUGUACAUCACAUCAUUCAUAUCGGUGCAUGCUUGCCCCAGGUGUAACGCCAACAGUCAUACCAUUUUGUAUUAAACUUUUGGGCAACAAGUGCUGUUCCCAUGACAACGUGUACUGAAGUUGAAGGUGAUCUGCAUCACCACUCCUGUGUCGAGUCGCAGUGUUCCAGGAAAAACGGAGGGACUACUUUGCUAUGUCAUCUUAAAUCACAUGAUCAGCUGAUGGUGGUCCAGGUCUUCAAAGUGCUAGUCAGUAUUCAUGGUGCUGCAUUGAUAACGUGUCAUGGAUGAACAUAAGUAGUUUAGACAAUGGGGGCACUGGACCCCCCUCCCUGGACCAGGUCCAGCUCCUGACAACUGAUGAAACUCCAUGGAAGCUUUGUCAUGAGCUGGACCUGGUCAAGGGUUGGGUGGUCUAGUUCCCCCACCAUCAAUACCACUACAUUAGCAUAAUGCCAUGACAUAUGGCCCAGUACUUGCCUAGUCAGCAGUAUUUGUACACAACCAUCUAGGGGAGUAGGAUAUGAUACUAUUUACCAGGUACAUGAAGUGUGAUAUAUUAUCAACUAGUAUAUGAAGUAUGGUAUGACAUUACCCAGUACAAGAAGUGUGAUAUGAGGCUUCCUGAAUGGACACUAAUGACUAUCAUUACCUGAUAUGGUUGACGUCAUAGUAUAGCUUGUAAACAAUUAAACUUAACCUCUGCAUCAAGAGUAUUGUCUCAGUUGACUAAGCAACAAUAAAGUCAUGAAAAUGUCCAUCACAUGUUGCCCGGUGACCUUCAGGUACUGGCUGAUCAUAGUGAACCCUCCGAGAUGAGGGUUACACAGGUCACAUGUGAGACUACCACUGAAGGCUAACUACACUGCAUCUGUUGACAUCUUGCGUCAGGACAAUUACGGGGUUCUGUGCUUUUUGGUUUAUUUUGACUUACCCUUUUAUUGUAUCACAAAUAUUGAAUCAUUAUGAAAUAAAUCAUUGUUUCUUG